Molecule: messenger RNA, 4653 nt
Organism: Aphidius gifuensis
Lineage: Eukaryota; Metazoa; Arthropoda; Insecta; Hymenoptera; Braconidae
Gene: Ask1
Product: mitogen-activated protein kinase kinase kinase 15
Exons: 11
Coding region: 393-4523 (1376 amino acids)
Biological process (GO): protein phosphorylation; MAPK cascade
Molecular function (GO): protein kinase activity; protein binding; ATP binding
Source: RefSeq, a predicted model, not a curated record
AGCUGUCGUCAUGAUGAAAUUCACAUAACGUCGUACGUGGAAUUUGAGAGUAUAAAAAUACACACACAAAUUAAUUGACGUAAAAAAAAGAGCAAAAAAAAAAAAACACAAAAAUCAUAAUCAAUUUAGUAGUGAUUAAUUAAUUGAUUUAUAAUAAUUUUAAUAAUGAAUAAUAUUGUGUUAUUAAUUGGAUAAUAAUGAUUGGUAUUUAAAAUAUAAAAAAUAAUAAAUUAAAAAAUAAAAAACAUGUGGAAUAAAUUGACCCUGUUGUUGAUGAAAAAUUUCAUAAAAAUAAUAUUUGUAAAUUGUCCUUGAAAAAUAUUGAUUUUUAUAUUUCGAUCUUGUGGAUCUCAUUUGGAUUGUUAAAUUUAUUGUGGAAAUAUUCGAGAACAAUGCCAUCAACUUGUGGUGAUACUCAAGAUGUAUCUGUUUUAACAGUACAUACAAAUGCUCUUGAUGGUGUAUCAAGUACAGACAGCAUUGGUACUCACAGUGAUGUAUCAUGUAACACAACAAUACCUGUAAAGCAAAAAAUUCAAGUUGUCUGUAUAAUUGAUCUUCAACAAAAUGAAAAUCAAUAUCAACGUAAACGUGCCCUGGAAGAUAUCAAACAAGCAUGUUUAUUAAUAAAUGCAACAUUAAAUUACGUACAAUUUGAAAAAUUAGAUUUUGGUGAAACAAAUGUACUGGAUACAUUUUACAAUGCUGAUAUUGCUGUUGUUGAUUUGAGUAUACAGUUACAACAAUCAGCCCUAUUUUAUCAUCUUGGUGUACGUGAAAGUUUUGGUAUGAAAGAAAAUAUAUUAUUAUACAAUGACAUUGACAAUGAAGCAACAAUUAGACUUAAAUUAUCAUGUGGUAGCUACACAUUUGUCUCAUACAAAUUACUGGAUUGUGGUAAUUGUGUUACAACAAAUAUAUCAACAACAACAGCAACAUCAACAACAACGACAGCAACAACAACAACAACAACAGCUGCACAACGUACAAAUAAUAACAAUGAUGACAACAAUGAUAUUAAACAAAGUUUAACAUUAAAAUUAAAAAAAAUAUUUCAAGAUGUUGAAGUACAAUCAAAAGCUCAUAUGAAAGAAAAAUUUUUAUCUGAUUUACGUAAAGCACGUGAAUUAUAUAGUGGUGAAGAGCUAGCAAAAGUGCUAAAUAACAUGAGAAUACGUCUUGAUGAUCCAAAUGUAUUAUCUGGUGAAGUUAUAUUAAAUAUGUUGAUAUCAUUUCGUGAAAUACAAGGCUAUGAUGCAAUGGUGCAAUUAGUUGAUGAUUUACGUACAAUACAAAAUCAUAAAAAUUAUAUAAAUACACCAAUGAUAUGUUAUUUAUAUGGUUUUGCAUUAAGUAGAAGAAAUAAAGAUGGUGAUCGUGAACGUGCUGUUCGUGUUAUUGAAAAAGCACUUGAAAAAAAAGAAAAUCAUGUACCUGAUAUGUUAUGUUUAUGUGGUAGAAUAUAUAAAGAUCAAUUUGUUGAAAGUCGUCAUACUGAUAAAGAAAGUUUGAAGAAUGCAAUACACUGGUAUAGAAAAGGUUUUGAUGUACAGCCAAAUGAAUAUGCUGGUGUUAAUUUAGCCACUCUACUUGUUAUUGCUGGUAAUGAAUUUUCAAAAAGUGAAGAGCUACAACAUAUUGGUAUGGUUUUAAAUAAUUUAAUUGGUAAAAAAGGUAGUUUAUCAAGUUUAAAAGAAUACUGGGAUGUUGCAACAUUUUUUGAAAUAAGUGUACUUGCUGAAGAUUAUACAAAAGCAAUACAAGCAUCUGAAUGUAUGUUUAAAUUAAAACCACCAAAUUGGUAUCUUAAAUCAACAAUUGGUAAUAUAUCAUUAAUUGAUAGAUUUAGAAAAAAAAAUGAUGAUAAUGAUCCAACACCUGAAGAAAAAGUAUUUAGUUUUUGGAUGGAUUAUUUUGUUGAGGCAACUAAAACAAUGAUUGAUGAUAGUAUUAGAUUUCCAAUAUUAGUACUUGAACCAACAAAAAUAUUAAUGCCAAGUUAUGUUAAUGUUAAUCUUGGUGCUGAUGAAAAAUCAAUUAAAAUAUGGAAUUUAUGUUUAGAUAAUUUAAAAAAUAAUUGUAAACAAGUACAUGAUUGGUUAUUUACAGCAAAUAUGAUUAGAAGUGUUAGUUUAUAUAAACGUGAUGAAAGAUGUUUAUUUUUAUAUGUACAUGAAAAUUCUGAUGAUUUUCAAAUGUUUUUUCCAUCAAUACAAUGUCGUCAAAAAUUUUAUGAUUUAGUACUUGAAAUGACAGCUGAUCAAGAGGGUAUGGUUACUGAUUUAGAUGCAUAUAUGACUGAUGAUAGAAUGAAAUAUGAAUAUGAAUUAGAUGAUCAAAAUAAAAAAAUUAUAUUGGGUAAAGGUACAUAUGGUGUUGUUUAUGCAGCAAGAGAUUUAAAUACACAAGUUAGAAUUGCUGUUAAAGAAAUACGUGAACGUAAUCUUGGUGAUGUACAGCCACUUCACGAAGAGAUACAACUACACAGUCAACUUAGACAUAGAAAUAUUGUACAGUAUCUUGGCUCAGUAUCAGAAGAUGGAUUUUUUAAAAUUUUCAUGGAACAAGUACCUGGUGGUAGUUUAUCAGCAUUGUUGAGAUCAAAAUGGGGACCACUUAAAGAAAAUGAAUCAACAAUAUCAUAUUAUACUAAACAAAUUCUUGAAGGACUUAAAUAUCUUCAUGAUCAAAAAAUUGUUCAUCGUGAUAUUAAAGGUGAUAAUGUUUUGGUUAAUACCUAUAGUGGUGUUGUUAAAAUAUCUGAUUUUGGUAUGUCAAAAAGACUGGCUGGUUUGUGUCCUUGUACUGAAACAUUUACUGGUACAUUACAAUACAUGGCACCAGAAGUUAUUGACAAAGGACAACGUGGUUAUGGAGCUCCGGCUGAUAUUUGGUCAUUAGGUUGUACAAUUGUUGAAAUGGCUACUGGAAAACCGCCAUUUAUUGAACUUGGUUCACCACAAGCUGCUGUUUUUAAGGUUGGCUAUUAUAAAAUUCAUCCAGAAAUUCCAUCAGAAUUAUCAGAACGUGCUAAAAAUUUUAUACUACGUUGCUUUGAACCUGAUCCUGAUGUAAGAUCAUCUGCAUCUGAACUUUUAGAGGAUCCAUUUUUAACUGAAAAAAAAAAAAAUUCACGACUUGCAGCACCACCGGAUUUUAGUAGAAGUGUAUCAGUACCCGGUGAACGUAUUGAACGUCUUGGAAAAUACGAUAAAGCAAAUAAUCAAGCUACAAGUGCAUCAGGAAUCCAAGCAUCACAAUCAGAUGACAGUAGUAUGCAUAGCGGAUCAUUGAAAAAAUCAGGAAAAUUGAGAGAUCGAAGUCCAGCUCAUCUACUGUCACCAAUCAGUAUGCCAAAUUCUUCUUUAUCUUUCAACAGCACAAUUGGUAGUAGUCCAUCAAUUGAUACAAGUGAAACAGAUACUGGAUGUUGUUCAAUGACACGUCGUAGUUCAUCAGGUGGUUUAUUAUCACCAGAAGUUGAAUUAAAUAGUCAAACAGAACAAAAAUUAAUUGACGAUCAAGAAGGUUUUUAUUUAUUAAAAAAAGAUAGUCAACGUCGUAUGACAUUAACACGUGUACUUAGUCAAGAUGAAUCAAAAAUAUGUCAAGUUUGGCUACGUAAUAUACAUCAAGAUGUUGGUAUAACAUUAUUAAAUAUGUCACAUCUUGAAAAAUUAAUGAGAGGAAUACGUGAUUAUAUAUCUGAUCAUAAUCAUGAAUCAAUAAUAAUAUCAUUUAAAUUAUUAAAAGAUGAGCUAGAUUUUAAUUCAACAACAAUUAAUCAUUUACAUUUAGCAAUAUAUUUAUUUCAAACAGCUGUUAAUGAAGUUUUACGUUUACAUAAUAUUAAACCACAUUGGAUGUUUGCACUUGAUAAUUUAGUUAGAAAUGCUGUACAAACAGCAAUAACUGUUUUAUCACCAGAACUUGGUGCUGGUCUUAUUGAACAAGACAGACAAACAAAUAAUAAUUCACAAAUUAAUGAAGAUGGUUCAACUUCUGGUGUAUCAACAAUUAAUUCAAUCAAAUCACAUAAAUUAAUUGAUCAAAAAUAUUGGCAUGAGUAUAAAGAACAAAUUGGAAAUUUAAAAAUUGAUAAUAAUAAAUUAUUACAAGAACUUGUUGAUGGACAAAAAAUUUUUAAUAAUAUUAUUAUACAAAUUAUUGAUGAACAAAAAAAACAAAUAGAAAUAUUAAAUCAAUUUUGUCAAGAUAUUAAUGAAAAAUUUACAAACCAAAAAUCAGGAUGCAGCAAUACAAGGGCUUCUCAAGCACCACUUGUUCCACAAAUAAGUGUUACUGAUCAUAAUUCAACAAACAAAAAAAAUGACUGUAAACUUGUACAAUGGCUUCAAGGACUUUCUAUUGAUGAUGCAACAAUUGAAAAAUUUAUUUAUGAAGAAUACACACUUGAUGAUGUACUACUUCAUAUUACUCGUGAUGAUUUACGUAGACUCAAUCUACGAGGCGGUGUUGAACUCAAAAUAUGGAUGGCAAUAAUUGCACAAAGAAAAAAUUAAUAAUUACCUAACAAAAUUUAUUAUUUUUCUAUUUUUUUUUUCAUAAUAACAAUCAAUUUAAUAGUAUUUCUUUGUUUUGUACAUAACAUAGUAUAUUUAUCGAUGAAAAAAUUCAUUGCAAUAAUUAAUG